Messenger RNA from Drosophila busckii, 2789 nucleotides. RefSeq names its product Kv channel-interacting protein 4. The record is from RefSeq and is a predicted model, not a curated record. The coding region runs from base 283 to 2511 and encodes 742 amino acids. Gene Ontology annotation, molecular function: calcium ion binding. Lineage: Eukaryota; Metazoa; Arthropoda; Insecta; Diptera; Drosophilidae. The transcript has 6 exons.
AAUAUAAUUAACUUAGCUCUGUCUCUCUCUCUCUCACUCUCGCUCUGUCUCGCUCGCUCACUCGCACUCUAACAAGAUGUUCCGAAUGAUUCGAGUGAACAGAAUGCAGCUAAAACUAAAACUAAAACUACUAACAAGCAACUAGACUAGAAGGCCACAAGCGCAAACAGCAGCAGCGGAAGCAACGAAAGCGUCAACAGCAGCAGCCAAAGCAACAACAACAACAACAGCAGCAGCAGCAGCAAUUGACACGUGGUGGCAUCAACGAUCCGAACUUGCAACAUGGCCGGACCACAAGUGCAGCAUACACAGCGACCCAACAGCGCCUACUACACGGGUCUCAAUGGCAGCGGAGGCGGUGCCAGUUCCAGCGGCAUGGCCAGCAGCGCCUCACACACUGGACUGGGACUGCAUGCGCUGCGUCAGGUGUCGAAUGAGACGGAGCUGAUUUAUCGCGGUGGCGCACAUAGCAAUGGUGGCAGCGCUGUCAACGAACUGAGCCUUAGCCUGGGUCAAGCGGCGCCCCCCAGAGCUAGCGGCGGCGGCAGUUCGAGUCGCAUCAUACAGCAGCAGCCGGCGGCGCACAGCUCCCGGGACAACAUUGUGAGCAGCAUAGCGGGCACGGGUAGCUGUGCCACGGAUGCGCUUAUUGGCACCAUUGCCACCAGUGCUGGCGCCGCAGCGAGCAGCAGUGCUCAAGCUCAAGCGGCAGCUGCAGUCGGCGGCGGCAAGUCGAAUACGCAGCGCAGCAUUGAGAUCAUUGUGGAUGCCACGCAGUGUGGCAAGGAGUUGGAGGAUGUCGAGCAGGGUGAUGCUGGCGGCGAUGCUGGUGGCGAGUCCUCAUCGACGGCGCGUAAAUCAUCGCGACAUCGACAUCGGCCAUUGCAUCGACGGCUCAUCAGCUAUUUGCGUAAUCUAUUCCAAGGCAGUGCCGCACAGAAUGAUUCGGAGCUUGAGGAGUUCGAGACACCAGCACGCUAUAGACCCGAUUCGCUGAGCGCUCUAAGCCGCGCCACACGCUUCAGCGAGGACGAGAUCAAACGAAUUUAUCGCGGCUUCAAGGCGGAAUGUCCCACGGGCGUCGUCAAGGAGGACACCUUCAAAGUGAUCUAUUCGCAGUUUUUUCCACAGGGAGCAAAUCCAACAUUAUAUGCACAUUAUGUAUUCAAUACACUGGAUCAGGAUCACAGCGGCAUUGUCAGCUUCGAGGACUUUGUUCAAGGACUUUCGAUACUGUCGCGCGGCUCAGUGGAGGAGAAACUGCGCUGGACGUUCUCGCUCUAUGACAUCAAUGGCGAUGGCUUCAUCACACGCGAAGAAAUGACUGACAUUGUUACAGCCAUAUACGAACUGAUGGGCCGACUGCCCGACGAAUGUCCCGAAGAAGAAAAGAUCAAGGGCAAAGUGGAGCACAUCUUUCAGAAAAUGGACAUCAAUCGUGAUGGCGUCGUAACGAUGGAGGAAUUCUUGGAGGCGUGCCGGAAUGAUGAGGCCAUAUCCAGAUCCAUGUCCUAUACAUCACGUAGACAGCGACAUAGUCGCGGCCAGCAGCAACAACAACAACGACAACAACAAACAAAGGAGCAACACAAGCAAAAGCAAAUGGAAAUGGAUAAACGUAAGUCAAACCACAAGAUGCAACAACAGCAACAAAAACAUAGUAGACACCAAACGGCAGCUGCCAAGUGCUGUCAUGUCAUUGACAUGGAUGGCGCUAGCACAGCAACAGCCACAACAACAACAACAGCAUCGGCAACAAGCAACAGCAACAACAACAAGAAGCAAACAUACAACUAUUUCGAAGAAAGAUUUGAAAAGAACAACGGGGAUGAUGAUGACGAUGAUGAUGAGGAUGCUGAUGAGGAUGAUAGCGAUGAUGAGUAUGAGAAUGCCGAGGAGGAGUUGCCGUCGGGCAGUCGUUCCUUUUGUCGCCACUGCUUGCGUCCACAGUCCGAGCUGCAGUCGCUGCAGCCGCCGCCGCAGCGAGUGCGCAAAAAUCGCUCAAAGUCGCGCAAGCGCAGCAAGAGCCGACAACGCAAACAGCAGCAGCAGCUGCAACAACAACAGCAGCAGCAGCAACAUCAACAGCAGCAACACCAACAUCAGCAAUAUCGCUGGCCUGAGCUGACAUUUGCCAAUGAGCAGGCAAUACGUUUUAGAUGCCCACAGGUGGGUCCACAUGCGCCGCAUCCAAUGCACUUUCAUCAUCCGCAGCAGCUCUGCCCAGCGCCAGCAGCAGCGCCCGCAGCAGCUGCAGCAGCAACGAAGCCAGCCAAGAGCAAAAACCGCAAGCAGCGCUCACAACGAAAACGAGCCGCAGCUCGAGCCAUAGCAGGUGAGCAAUAUCAAACUGCCUCCAAUACGCCGCUGCCACCGAUUGCCAUUGUGGCAUUAGAUAGCGUUGGCGCCGGCCCCGGCCCCGGCCCCGAGCAGCCCAGCACGCCGGAUUCGCCGUCGCUGGUUAAGGUCAGCACUUGGUACACAGUUGCCAAGCAGGGUGUCUCCUGCUAAACUAAAUCUAAACGUAAACGAUAAAGCAAACGAAACCGAACCCAAAUAGGCAUUUAAUGAUUCGCUCGCUCGCUUGUUCAGUGAGUAUCGCUCUAGCUGUAAUUUUGAGACUUUCUGUUGCGUUGAUUGUGCAUGAAGGUUCCAAGUCGUCAAUACACUGCUAUCAAAAUGAUAAACGCUGCGCCGCGCUGCUUAACUCGAAAGCUCAUUAACUUGCAAUUAAAUAUUACGUAUACGCAAUAUUUGAUUUGUUUUGUUUGCUGAGCUUAAGCAGCAGC